AUGGAUAAGUUCCAGGCGUUCGGAAAGAACCUCAGCGCGAGCUUCUCGCCCUUUGCUGCGCGCACUCAGCAGAUGAUCAAGGAGCAGCUUGGUCAGGCCGAUGACCGCACUCAACUCCCCGAUGAGUACAUCGAGCUGGAGAAGCGGGUGGAUGCCCUGAAGAUUGUCCACCAGAAGCUUCUUCAAGUGACUUCCCAGUACUCCAACGAGGCCUAUGACUACCCGCCCAACAUCCGCGAAUCCUUCAACGACAUGGGCCGCACCAUCAGCGAGAAGGUUCAGCUCCUUUCCCAGGCCUCCUCUCCCGCUGAGGCUCAGGCUGCCCUGACUGCCCCUCCCUCGGCCAAGCCGCAGCCCAAGACCUUCAACCACGCUAUUGCCCGCGCCUCUCUGGCAGGUUCCCAGACUCUGGCGCAGAGCUCGCAUGGCGAGGACCCCCUGGCCACUGCGCUGGAGAAGUACGCUUUGGCGUCGGAGAAGGUGGGCGAGGCCCGUCUGGCCCAGGACGCUCAGAUCCAGUCCCGCUUCUUGGCUGGCUGGAACACCACUCUUAACACGAACUUGAUGUUCGCCGCGAAGGCACGUAAGAACGUUGAGAACGCUCGUCUUAUGCUCGACUCGAUCAAGGCGAGCAAGAAGGCCGCCGUCAGGGGUGACUGGGACAGCCUGAGUGAGGAGGCUCGUGCGGAGAUUGAGCAGGCGGAGGAUGAGUUCGUCGGACAGACCGAGGAGGCUGUUAGCGUGAUGAAGAAUGUUCUCGAUACCCCCGAACCUCUGCGGAACCUGGCCGACUUGAUCGCGGCGCAGCUAGAGUACCACAAGCGGUCUUACGAGAUACUCAGCGAGCUGGCUCCUGUUGUCGAUGGCUUGCAGGUUGAGCAAGAGGCCAGCUACCGUAAGAGCCGUGAGGGCGCGUAA
Molecule: messenger RNA, 918 nt
Organism: Aspergillus tubingensis
Lineage: Eukaryota; Fungi; Ascomycota; Eurotiomycetes; Eurotiales; Aspergillaceae
Product: BAR domain-containing protein
Exons: 5
Coding region: 1-918 (305 amino acids)
Cellular component (GO): cytoplasm
Molecular function (GO): protein binding
Source: RefSeq, a predicted model, not a curated record